This is a messenger RNA of Manis pentadactyla (Chinese pangolin), 837 nucleotides long. It is a transcript of the gene CST6, whose product is annotated as cystatin E/M. The transcript has 3 exons. Gene Ontology annotation, molecular function: cysteine-type endopeptidase inhibitor activity. Gene Ontology annotation, cellular component: extracellular exosome. The record is from RefSeq and is a predicted model, not a curated record. Bases 149 to 766 code for a protein of 205 amino acids. NCBI's taxonomy places the organism in Eukaryota, Metazoa, Chordata, Mammalia, Pholidota, Manidae.
UUCAUACUGGCCGGACCUCCAGCAAACUGGAUGGUUGGCACCUGCUGCAGACGGUGGCUGUCCUUUACCUCGGAACUGGGCGUUUCCUGGGGGCUGGGAAGCACAAGGCCACAGCUUCCCGUCUGCUCAGGCCCAUUUGCUGCCCCCCAUGGUGCAGGGAAGGGGUCUCCCAGACCGCCCAGGCCAGGCAUCCCUCCCUGGCCCUGGGGCCACAGCAAGCCUGGGCGGGCGGGGCCAAAUGAGCCUGGCCUUAAAAGCAGCCAGAGCUGCAGGCGGGCCACUGACGACCAUGACUCCUCGGAACCUGCCGCUGGCCAUGGGCCUGGCCCUGUGCUGCCUCCUGGUGCUGCCUCAGGACGCCUGGGCCAGGCACAAGUUGGGAGGAUUCCAGAACCUGUCGCCCAGCGACCCACAGGUGGAGAAGGUGGUGCAGGUGGCUAUGGCCGACUACAACAAGGGCAGCAACAGCCUGUACUACUUCCGAGACACGAACAUCCUCAAGGCGCAGAGGCAGCUGUUGGCUGGCUUCAAGUACUACUUGACUGUGGAGAUGCAGAGCACAAUCUGCCCGAAGAACAAGGUGGAUGGAAACACCACAGAUGUCACCCACUGCCCCCUGGCCACAGGCGUACAGCAGGAGAAGCUGCACUGCAACUUUGUGGUCUUAGUAGUUUCCUGGAAGAAUAUCUCCUACCUUCAAAAACACAACUGUGUGCACAUGGAGAGCCCUGUGGAGCAACCGGAGGGAGCGGGAGGGCGUGGAUGAGAGCCAGUGAAUCGGUGGAAGGCACUCGCGAGUCUGGGGGCUGCCUCCGUCAGUAAACCGUUAGUACUGCU